Molecule: messenger RNA, 408 nt
Organism: Cotesia congregata
Lineage: Eukaryota; Metazoa; Arthropoda; Insecta; Hymenoptera; Braconidae
Source: the annotation of a GenBank genome assembly
AUGAAUCCUCAAAUUAUUUGUCUCGUCGUUCUUCUGACCGUCGGAUUUUCGCAUGGCCAGUCUUCGAUAUUCAAUCAGUUCAAUCCAAUUGCAGAGAACUCUCCGGCACAAAAUGACAGUUCAACUUCUCAAAAUGUCAACGCAACUAAUUCACCCAAUGAUCAAAAUCAGCAACAGCAACCAAAUAUGGGUAAAACUUUCGAAGAAAACAACGAAACUAUAAAAAAAACCAUGAACUCAAUGAUGAACGUCGGAAAAGCCCAAGGUGAUGUCUUUAAAAAUAUAGCUGAUACAGGAAUGAAAAUAGGAAAUUCUUUUCCGCAAUUCGGCUCAAAAUUUAUGGGACAGAUGAGCAAGAGUAAUAGCCAAAAAAACGGACCCUUGGGAGGUUUUGGAUUCUUUAAAUAA